This is a messenger RNA of Aspergillus caelatus, 732 nucleotides long. RefSeq lists its product as uncharacterized. The record is from RefSeq and is a predicted model, not a curated record. Gene Ontology annotation, cellular component: mitochondrion. Lineage: Eukaryota; Fungi; Ascomycota; Eurotiomycetes; Eurotiales; Aspergillaceae. Bases 1 to 732 code for a protein of 243 amino acids. The transcript has 3 exons.
AUGAUCGUGGAAAUUUGCUCAAACAGCCAUAGGCAGCUAGAGCGGCAUCCUGAUGAUUAUAUCCAACUCCUGAACAAAUAUGUUGAGUUGGCCUCAUUUAACCCAAAUAAUAUUUUUAUUUGUCCUGACUCGGGCGCUAUUUCUUGCAUCAUUGAUCGGCAACACGCGAUAGUCGAGCCACGUCUCCUGGUUGCAGGCUAUCCACGAGCAUUCGAAAACCCGAACCCUGAAGAAGCCGCGAAUCUCAAGGAGCCAUCACUUCCUACUGACUACGACACCCUCUCGGGUGAGGCAAAGGUCGAAGCCGAUGAGCUCCAUCGACAACGCCUUCUCUCCCACUAUUAUCAUGCCUUCAAUGGUGACUUGAAUAAAGCGCAUCUUAGUGCUCUAAGGGAUCCCCCUCCUUCAUCCUCGGCAACACCUUGUCGGCAGGGCAGGGAGGCAAUCGAGUGGAGAAUUGAUGACCUUGAACGGAGCCUUAAUCCUGCUGACUUAGAGCAAUUCUUCGAGAAGCAGGAACCGUUGGUCCAUUUGAAUGCGGCCCUGAACAUGUGGAGAGACGAGCUUGGUGGUGCUAGCAAGGCUGGCUGGAUUAGCAAUGAAAACCAGGAAUCUGCGCGACAGAAAGCUGUGGAACUCAAAGAGUCACUGAUACCUAUUGCUGAGGUAGACAAGGUUGAUCUUGGUCUGUGGAAGGGGUGGCCACUCAGGGAUCAUGAGGAGAAUAAUUGA